Carcharodon carcharias (great white shark) is the source of this 2794-nucleotide messenger RNA. RefSeq names its product threonine--tRNA ligase 1, cytoplasmic-like. Gene Ontology annotation, biological process: threonyl-tRNA aminoacylation. The coding region runs from base 26 to 2407 and encodes 793 amino acids. Gene Ontology annotation, molecular function: ATP binding; threonine-tRNA ligase activity. The transcript is spliced from 19 exons. Gene Ontology annotation, cellular component: cytoplasm. NCBI's taxonomy places the organism in Eukaryota, Metazoa, Chordata, Chondrichthyes, Lamniformes, Lamnidae. The record is from RefSeq and is a predicted model, not a curated record.
CGGCAGCGGGCGAGUGGUCAGCGCGAUGGCGGCGAUGGCGGUUUUCGAGUUGCGCCUGGCCGGGCAGGAGGCGCAACUCCGCGAACUCGGCGCCGCGAUGGAGCGGCUACAACGGGGGGACGAGGAGUUGGUUGUCGGUCCGGAGCUGCAAAGCCUCAGAGAGGAGAAUGAGAAACUCAAGUACCGGCGGCUGCACCUGGAGCGAAGCCUGCGGGCGGAGCUGGGCAGUGGGCAGCCCAGCGGCCGGGCAUCACCGCGGGAGAUCAGGGCGUCCGGGGCCCAGACUGAUGCUGACUCUCAGCAGCUGGCUCGGCAGCUCAAGAACAAGAAGGAAGAGCGCAGUCCAACUCGAGGAGAGGCCAAAUCAAUAGAGUGGAGCGAGUGGCCGUCCUAUGUUGAGGAACGCUUACGCCUUUAUGAGAGUCUCAAACGGGAGCGUGAUUCCAUACUUAGUGAGCGGGCUGCACGGCACAGCAGAAUUAUCACCAUUACAAUGCCAAACAGCACGGAGAUUCGCGGGGAAUCGUGGAAGACAACACCUUAUCAGGUCGCCUGUCAAAUCAGCUGGAGAUUAGCGGAGAGUUCCAUUAUUGCCAAAGUUGAUGGUGAGCUGUGGGACCUGGAUCGGCCCCUGGAAGGAGAUACCAGUCUUGAGCUGUUAAACUUUGAAGACCCAGAGGCGCGAGCUGUAUACUGGCACUCGAGUGCACACAUUCUGGGAGAAGCCAUGGAGCGGUAUUAUGGAGGCUGCCUAUGUUACGGCCCACCCAUAGAGACUGGAUUCUAUUAUGAUGUGUUCCUGGGAGACAGAGGAGUGUCCAGUGGCGAGUUUCCUGACCUGGAGAAUAUCUGCAAAUCAAUCAUGGAGGACUGUCAAUCAUUUGAGAGAUUGGAGGUCAGCAAGCAAACUCUGCUUGAAAUGUUUAAGUACGACAAGUUUAAAGUACGGAUAUUAAACGAGAAAGUUGACACACUGACUACCACGGUGUACAGGUGUGGCCCAUUGAUUGAUUUAUGCAGGGGACCCCAUAUCAGGCACACUGGCAAGAUUAAAGCCUUGAGAAUUUACAAGAACUCCUCGACACACUGGGAAGGAAACGCAAACAUGGAGACUCUGCAGAGAAUCUACGGGAUCUCAUUUCCUGAUGGUAAGAUGCUGAAGGAAUGGGAGCGAUUGCAGGAGGAAGCCAAGAACCGGGACCACAGAAAGAUUGGAAGGGAGCAAGAAUUGUUUUUCUUCCAUGAGCUCAGCCCUGGAAGCUGCUUCUUUCUCCCGAGAGGGACUUCUAUUUACAACACACUGACAGCAUUUAUACGGGAGGAGUAUCAUAGACGUGGAUUCACUGAAGUGGUGUCUCCAAAUAUCUACAACAGCCGUCUAUGGGAGGUUUCUGGCCACUGGCAGCACAACAGUGAGAGCAUGUUCAGCUUUGAGGUAGAGAAGGAAGUAUUUGCACUGAAGCCCAUGAAUUGCCCAGGUCACUGUUUGAUGUUUGACCAUCGCCCACGGUCCUGGCGUGAACUCCCUCUGCGGUUAGCUGACUUUGGUGUUCUUCAUCACAACGAGCCUUUGGGAGCAUUAAGCGGAUUAACUAGAGUGCGCCGUUUCGAACAGGAUGAUGCUCACAUCUUCUGUACGAUAGAGCAGAUUGAGGAGGAGAUAAGGGGAUGCCUGGACUUUCUCCGCUCGGUGUAUGGUGUGUUUGGCUUCAGUUUCCAGCUCAACCUCUCCACACGGGCAGAGAAGUUUCUUGGAGAUGUCAACUUGUGGCAGCAGGCGGAAAAGCAGUUGGAAUGCAGUUUGAACAAGUUUGGCGAGUGCUGGAGACUGAGUGAGGGGGACGAAGCUUUGUGUGGACCAAAGAUCGACAUUGAGAUAAAGGACGCUGUAGGCCAAUACCAUCAAUGUGCAACCAUCCAGCUGGACUUCCAGCUACCCAUUAAGUUUAAUCUGACGUAUGUUAGUAAGGAUGGAAUGGAUGGAAGUCGCCCGGUUAUCAUUCACCGCGCUGUGUUGGGAUCGCUGGGACACAUGGUGGCUAUCCUCGCUGAGAACUACGCCGGGAAAUGGCCAUUCUGGCUGUCCCCCCGUCAGAUUAUGGUCAUCCCUGUUGUACCAGGCUGUGAGGAGUAUGGUCGAAUGGUUUGCCAAGAGUUUGUCGAAGCUGGUUUCAUGGCCGAUGUGGACCUAGAUCCUGGCUGUUUGCUGAAUAAGAAGAUCCGUGAUUCACAACUUGCUCAGUAUAAUUUCAUUCUCGUAGUCGGGGAGAGGGAGAAAGUGAAUCAUUCAGUGAAUGUCCAUACACGAGAUAACAAGGUACAUGGUGAGCUUUCUGUGGGAGCAACUAUAGAGAAAAUGAAGAGGCUGCAGCAACUGCGUAAAGUAAGGGCUGAAGAGGAGUUUUAAUUUCCCAUCCUGUUUGCUGGAUGGAUGAAUAGACUGUGAAAAACAUUUAACAGAAUCAUAGAAGAACCCAGGGACUACUAGGUACUAUUUAAAUAAACCUCUCAUUAAUUGAAGCUGCGAUGUUAAUGUUCUGACCUGGAAACCAUUCUGUAACGAAGAUGUGAAGCUUGGCUAAUCUGAUUCUGGCACUUGUCUGUUGUUAAAUGGAACGGAGAUAUUUAAUUUCUAGCUAUGCCUAACAAACAAAACACAUGGAUCAGUAUCACAGCUGCUGCUCACUGCAUGUCCUAGUGCAUGGAGGAGAUAAAGGUAAAUUUAAUUUAAAAAAAUGCAGAAUUUCACUUUUUAUUGAAUAAAAUGUUGGCUGAUACUAUGCAGCUCCCUGGU